AUGUCCAUAUGCUCCGUUUAUAUAUCUGGCACUUCUCCUCUGUCUGCAGUCACAGAGGCAAAGCCGUCAGUGAUAAUUUUAUCAGGGGGUCCUCACAGCGUGCACCAGGAGGGAGCGCCCGUUCUGCCCCAGGGAUUCUGGGACUAUGUCUUGCACAAUGAAAUUUUUGUACUGGGUAUCUGCUAUGGUCUCCAGUUGAUGGUGCAGAUGAUGGGGGGUCAGGUAAAGUCCGCAGAGAGCCAGGAAUAUGGGAGAAUGGAGAUACGUGUUCAGAAGGGGAUCAGUUUGUAUGGGGAUUCUGUAGAAGAGAGGCAGGCUGGGUGGAUGAGCCAUGGGGGCGAGGUGGUCAGGUUGCCUGAAGGGUUCUCUAUUGUGGCAACGAGUCUGCAGAAUGCUGUGGCCGCUAUAGAAAAUCCAGCCAAGAAACUCUAUGGUCUUAAGUACCAUCCCGAGGUGACCCAUUCAGUAAAUGGUGUGGAGACACUACACUAUUUCCUUUUCAGUGUUUGUGGCAUUGAGGCUGAUUGGAAAUUUGCAAGAUGUGGAAAGAAAUUGCAGUUGUAA
Messenger RNA from Cryptomeria japonica (Japanese cedar), 564 nucleotides. RefSeq lists its product as uncharacterized. Bases 1 to 564 code for a protein of 187 amino acids. The record is from RefSeq and is a predicted model, not a curated record. NCBI's taxonomy places the organism in Eukaryota, Viridiplantae, Streptophyta, Pinopsida, Cupressales, Cupressaceae. Gene Ontology annotation, molecular function: GMP synthase activity. Gene Ontology annotation, cellular component: cytosol. Gene Ontology annotation, biological process: GMP biosynthetic process. The transcript has a single exon.